AUGUUCGCCCACUGGAUGCAGUUCGUCGCUUCUGAUAUGGUCAAUGUAGUAGAGACGCAAGCACUUAUUGAUGGAAAUGUUCGAUCUUUCCCAUGUUGUCGUAACAGUUUCACACAUCCCGAAUGUGAUGCGAUUGAUGUGCCAAAAGCAGAUCCUGCCUUUAGGAAUCGAAUCACAUGUCUUCCUCAUACUCGCUCUAUUGUUGCGCCCAAAGCUGGUUGUGCUCUUGGACCAAGAGAGCAAGCCAAUUUGGUUUCAUCCUAUCUGGAUGGCAGCGUGAUUUAUGGAUCUAGUGCUGAACGUGCUAAGAAACUGAGAACUUUGAAUCAUGGUACGCUGCGCACACAAGGUAGUGUCGGAGAUCUACCACAAGUCGACAAUAAAUUGAAAUGUCAAUCAGAAGGGCGAUGCUUAUUUUCUGGAUCUGAUGACGCUAACAUUCUUCCUGGAGUUGGUGCUCUACACACAAUCUUCGUCAAGCAACACAACAGAGUUGCACAGCUUCUGCGAGAAAUAAAUCGCCACUGGUCAGACGCGAAACUUUUUGAUGAAACUCGCCGGAUAGUUGUUGCUCAAUUACAACACAUCACUUUCAAUGAAUUUUUGCCGAUCAUGUUAGGCAAGGAAAAUAUCAGAAAGUACGGUCUGAACCUACACCAAUCGGGCUUCGAUUCCGACUACGAUAUGGCCAUAGAUGGUGCUGUACUAAACGAAUUUGCCGUUACAUUCCCUUAUGUUUUGUGGAGCUUGAUGCCACAGGACAAGCUUUUUAAUGCAUUUAACAACCCAAGCAAACUAUAUGAGUCUCGUGGAGUUGAGACCGUCUUGAAGCAGCUCAUGGCGAUCACCAUUGCGAAACCUUCCUUGAGAGUGAAUGACGAAGUUAAGAAUGAAUUCCUCAAGGAUUCGUAUGGAAUUGGUCUCGAUCUAAUAUCCAUAGCUUUGAAGCAGGGUCGUGACCAUGGAAUUCCGUCCUAUACUGUUGUUCGAGCACAAUGUGGCUUGGGAAAGGUACUAAAGCCAUUGAAGGCACCGCUCACCCAGGGGUGAUG
This is a messenger RNA of Cylicostephanus goldi, 1052 nucleotides long. The record is from the annotation of a GenBank genome assembly. Lineage: Eukaryota; Metazoa; Nematoda; Chromadorea; Rhabditida; Strongylidae.